Messenger RNA from Myripristis murdjan (pinecone soldierfish), 4477 nucleotides. RefSeq names its product PR domain containing 1a, with ZNF domain (gene prdm1a). Gene Ontology annotation, molecular function: protein binding; RNA polymerase II cis-regulatory region sequence-specific DNA binding; DNA-binding transcription repressor activity, RNA polymerase II-specific. Lineage: Eukaryota; Metazoa; Chordata; Actinopteri; Holocentriformes; Holocentridae. The transcript is spliced from 7 exons. Bases 165 to 2657 code for a protein of 830 amino acids. Gene Ontology annotation, cellular component: cytoplasm; nucleus. Gene Ontology annotation, biological process: cell fate commitment; regulation of transcription by RNA polymerase II. The record is from RefSeq and is a predicted model, not a curated record.
CACACACACACACACACACAUACACACACACUCAUUCUGUGGAGUAGCAGCGCUCGGAGCAGGACGGAGGGGGAGAGGGACAACUGCACCUGUCCUACACACACACACUCGCUCUCUCUCCUACACACACACACACACACAGGCAGGUCUGAGGAGUCGUCCCUAUGUGUGGAUGGGAUCACAGCCACUCGGCGACCAGCUCGGCCAUGUUGACCAGUGAGGGAGCUCAGACCAUGGAGCAGGACCACGCGCACGCCGGAGCCAAGAUGGCGGCGGCCGCCGACGCAGACGCCGACGCAGACGGGGCCCCGCUGUCGGAGGCGGAGCCCGACGUGGAGGAGGCGGACCUGACGCGCUGGACGGAGGCGGAGUUUGAGGAGAAGUGCACCUACAUCGUCAAGGACACGGCCUGGGAGGCGGGGCCGGACGCCGACGUCGCCAUGACGACCACCACCCGGGCCGAGGCGUCGCUCCCCAGGAACCUGGUGUUCAAACAGCGGCCCGACAGCCAGGAGGUGGUCGGGGUGUGCAGCAGGGAGUACAUCCCCAAAGGAACUCGCUUCGGCCCGCUGGUGGGAGAGAUCUACACCGCCGACAGCGUUCCCAAAGACGCCAACCGCAAGUACUUCUGGAGGAUCUACGCCGACGGCGAGUUCCGGCACUUCGUGGACGGCCUGGACGAGAGCCGCUCCAACUGGAUGCGCUACGUGAACCCCGCCCACUCGGCGGCGGAGCAGAACCUGGCCGCCUGUCAGAACGGCAUGGAGGUCUACUUCUACACGGUGAAGGCGGUGCCGGCCGGCGCCGAGCUGCUCGUCUGGUACUGCCACGACUUCGCCCGCCGCCUCCACUACCCGCCGUCCGGCGAGCUCAUGAUGCAGAGGCUCAAGCAGUCUCUCCUGGAGGUCAAGCAGCAGCAGGUGAGCUCUGACGAGUGUUUGGUCAACGCCUCCAGCCCGCCGCCGGCCACGCCCACGGCCCCGGCCAGGCGGGAGCACAGCGUCCUGUCCAUCCUCCGGGGCUCCAGCAGCUCCUCGUCCUCCUCGUCCUGCAGGAGCGUGCCCAGCCGGCCGCUCCCCACCCGCCCGCGCUGCCCCGACAGCCCCGAGCGCCCCCUGUACCCUCGCGCUCUCUACCCGGCUCUCCGGCCGCACCCGCACAUCCCCGAGGACUUCCUCGGCCAUUUCGGCUACCCGGCGGCGACCCGCUCGCCCGGCAACCAGUCGUCGGCGACGCCGAGCCCGUCGGCGCGGAGCAGCCCGGACAGCAGCCCUCAGGGCAGCCCGUCCGGCCCGGCCUCCUUCUACCCGCCCGGGCUGGGCUCCUACCCCGCCUACUCGCCGCCGGCGGCGCCGCUCUCCUCGCCCUUUUACCCGCCGGCAGCCCCGUACUCUCGCUACCUCCUGCCCCCCCACUACCCGCUGCCCGGCGGCGGCGUGCCCGCCGUGGGCAGCAUGUUCCCCCGGGUGUACCCGGUGUACGGCGGCCUCCUGCCCCUGCUGCACUCAGAGGCGGCCGGGCGGCGCUUUGUGCUGCCCGACCCCGCCCACCCCUCCUCGGUCUCCGCCCACAGGGACUUCCUGCUGCCCGCGCCCACCAGUGCCUUCUCCGCCGCCACCUCCCUGAAGGACAAAGCCAGGCCUCACCAUCACCCGUACGCCGGCCACGCCCACACUCACGCCCCCUCCAGCGGCUCCCCGACCGCCGGCACCGCGCCGCCCAGCGAGCGGCUGCCCACCAAGCCCACGCCCGCCCUGCUGGGCAGCGCCGGCAGCCAGCGGCCCGACGACGAGGCCAUCAACCUGAGCAAGGUGAAGCGCGGCGGCGGCGGCGGCUCGGCGGGGUACAAGACGCUGCCGUACCCGCUCAAGAAGCAGAACGGCAAGAUCAAGUACGAGUGCAACAUCUGCAGCAAGACCUUCGGACAGCUGUCCAACCUGAAGGUUCACCUUCGUGUUCACAGCGGAGAGCGGCCGUUCAAAUGUCAGACCUGCAACAAAGGCUUCACCCAGCUGGCUCACCUGCAGAAACACUACCUGGUCCACACCGGGGAGAAGCCGCACGAGUGCCAGGUGUGUCACAAGCGCUUCAGCAGCACCAGCAACCUGAAGACUCACCUGCGGCUGCACUCCGGGGAGAAGCCCUACCAGUGCAAGCUCUGCCCGGCCAAGUUCACGCAGUUCGUCCACCUCAAGCUGCACAAGCGGCUGCACUCCCGCGAGCGCCCGCACAAGUGCCCCCACUGCCACCGCCUCUACAUCCACCUGUGCAGCCUGCGGCUCCACCUGAAGGGCUACUGCCCGGCCGCCGCCGCGGGCCCGGCCGGCCUGGACGAGCUGCACCGCGCCAACGAGGAGAUCGAGCGCUUCGACAUGAGCGAGCACGCCGAGCGGCUGGACCAGCUGCAGGGCGGCGUGGAGGUCGAGGCCAUGCUGGAGAAGCAGGUGCUGGGCAUGCUGUGGCGGGAGAUCGACCUGAAGCGCUCGCCGUUCCGCCCGCGCCACAAGGGCGGCGCCGCCGAGCUGCCGCCGGCCGGCUACGGCGGCGUCUACGAGCCGUCCAACGAGACGUCGGUGAUCAAGAUGCGGCGCAGCAGCCCCGUGCCGCCGCUCCCCGCCAACGUCACGGUCAAGCAGGAGUCCGAGGAGCACGCCUAGGCGACCUCUGACCCCGAAGGACACGGAGCCGGCCCGCGCGGCUCAGAGACCUGGGUUGCCGGGAGCGACAGGUGUAAAUAAAUAACUCUUUUUGGUGGAGUGAUGUCACGACCACACCGGGUUUUCCGACCUAUCAGGGACUCGCGUACUCAGGGCUACAAGAGACACUGUCCCAAGACUACUUAGCGUUUUCGUCGUUUGCUUUCCUUAGAGACAAUCAUCUACCGUGGAUUUACCUUUAAUGUAAUUAAUAUAAUGCUAUUAUCAUUAUUGUUGUUAUUAUUAUUUGGUCUGUUUUUUUCAAAUGUCUUUGUUUUAUGAUCAGUUAGUUGUUAUUAUAUAACCUCCUUAAUUUAUUAUACUGUUUUUUGUUGUUUUUGUUGUUGUCGUCUUCACGAGCAAUAAGUGGAAGGGAUGGUUACAGCGAUCGGGUAAAUUCUUUGUAAAUGUUUUCCUGUUAUUAUUAUUUGUUCCUCUGUGGCCAUUUCUGUGUAGAUACUUCUCUCUGUAUGCCUGUAUCCGUCCUGCGAGGCUUGACCUCUGACCUCUGACCCACACAAACAGGGGUGUCCACUAUUCAGGGUUUUGUCUAUUUAAAUUUAAGAAAAAAAAACAAAAAAAAAAAACAACGAUACAGCAGGUAAAAAAAAAAAGGGUUGAAGAGCUGUGUGACGUCGUUUUGCCAAAGGCGGGCACAUCAAUGAAUUCAGACACGAGAGCUUUAUUUGACCUUCGACCCUGCCACACCGCUUCCCUAACGUCCAUGCCCUUUUUUAAAACCUACUUAAUUUAAAUUAAAUGAAAAAGGGCAUUUUUUUGUAUUUUUUUUUUUUGACAACGGUUACCUCAGUGUGUGUGUGUGUGUGUGUGUGACUGAGUUGUGCGUGAAUGUGAGCGUGUGUGUGUUUUCAAAGGGACAGCUGAAGGUGGGAGCUUCCUAUUUAUUUGCUUUUUUUGCUACUUGAAGAAGAAGAAGAAACCAAAACUGAACUGGAGUGCAGCUCUUCACGCGGUCCAAAGGAGCGGCGGCGGCUCCGCCCGCUCAACAUGUAGCACAUAACGAACUUCUUUUUUUUUUCUUUCUUUCUUUCUUUCUUUUUUUUUUUCCAAAACACUGUCAGCACCCAAAUAUAUUUUGUAAAAAAAAAAAAUUAUGAUGUGAACCUCCUCAGAUUUGGGGAUUCACAUGGAGGCUAGAAACCAAAGUACACUCGGCUUUAAAUUCAAACACAAACCAAAAAAAGAAAAAAAAAAAAAAAAGAAAAGAAAAAAGAAAAAAGAAAUGAAAAGCAAUUUGAAGAAGGACUUGAAAGGAAUUGAAACGGCGAAGAAGAGAAGAUGUAACGUGUGUGUAUAUGAUGAUGAAGUGUUCGCUCUUUAGCUGUGGUCUCGUUUUCUAGAUGUUAUUUUUAUUUUUGGUUUUCUUUUCAGUUAAGGAAUAAUCCCUUCCCCCCCUUCCAUACACACACACACACACACACACACACACACUCACAGACAGAAACAAACCCCUGGCACACACCAAAGCACCUCGGCCUUCUGAUGCACUGCCCCCCCCCCCUCGUCCAGCGCCGAUGCUCGCACCGCGUCACUGUGCACCAACACCACUGAACCCGGUUGGCAUUAAGACCUUGAACUUGACGUUUUCUGUCUGAUUGACCAAAGCUUCUCUCUCUCUGUGUGUGUGUCCUCGGUCCGAGCUUUAAGAGGAGACCCCCCCCCCCUCCCCUCCCUAAAGGACUCUGUCUCUGUUUACAUUCUGGUUUACAUUGUUAUUUAUGUGCAAAAAUGUCAAAAUGUAAAUUAUGAUAUAAAUGUUC